Messenger RNA from Prunus armeniaca (apricot), 366 nucleotides. The record is from the annotation of a GenBank genome assembly. NCBI's taxonomy places the organism in Eukaryota, Viridiplantae, Streptophyta, Magnoliopsida, Rosales, Rosaceae.
AUGUUGUUGGGUUUUCUAACUCUUAAUCAUCACCCAACUAUAACUGCCGCAAUUGUCGUUCAUACGACUGUUGCCCGAGCUACAACUUUUGGCCAAGGUCAAGCCGCCGCAACUCCAUCGGAGGGGAGUUUCUUCAUUGCCACCAGCAACCAUUGCCUGAAAAUAGCUACAGGUCAACUUUACGGACCUCAUCACUCUACCAUCCUCAUGGAGUUGAGGGAAACAAUACAGAGCGAUGCGGCCAUGGAUCACAUCAUGCCUUGCCAUGAAUGUCUUCGUCAACUCCGUUAUGGUCGGUAUCCUCAAACCUUAUUGGAGGAGUUGGCCGGUAGAGUUCCGUGUAUGGAAUUGUUGCGUUUUCCCUAA